AUGGUGACAACAAGCUCAGCUGAAAUUGAUCAAGAAUCCAACUAUGACAAGACAAGUGAACUCAAAGCUUUUGAUGACACAAAAGCUGGAGUGAAAGGAUUACUAGAUGAUGUAAUAACCAAGAUUCCAAAGAUAUUCAUUCAUGACCAAAGAUCAGACGUUUCAAGUGAUUCUGAUCAGUCCGCUGUUCCUGUAAUAGACUUAGAAGGCAUAGAUGAAGACAGAAGUCAACAUGCAAAGGUAGUUGAGAGAGUUAGAGAUGCUUGUGUCAACUGGGGUUUCUUUCAAGUGGUCAACCAUGGAAUCCCAGUUAGUGUUUUGGAGGAAACGAUUGGUGGGGUAGCUAAGUUUCAUGAGCAACGUACCGAAUUGAAGAGAGAAUGGUAUUCAAGGGAUUAUACAAAGACGGUUUGUUAUAAUUCAAAUUUUGAUCUUUAUCAAGCCCCAGCUGCCAAUUGGAGAGAUACUUUAAGGUGUGAUAUGGCUCCUCGCCAACCAAAUCCCCAAGACUUCCCUCAUGUAUGCAGGGAUAUUAUGAUUGAUUAUUCGAAGAAAGUAAUGAUUUUAGCACGUACGUUGUUCGAAUUGCUGUCGGAAGCGCUAGGGCUCGAACCUAAUCACCUCAAAGAUAUAAACUGUGCAGAGGGACUGUUUAUUCUGGGCCAUUACUAUCCAGCAUGUCCUGAACCAGAGUUGACCUUUGGCACCAGCACCCAUUCUGAUAGUAGCUUCCUAACUGUACUUCUACAAGACCAAAUUGGUGGCCUCCAGGUCCUACAUGAAAAUCAUUGGGUUGAUGUUGCCCCCAUUCCAGGAGCUCUUGUCAUAAACCUAGGAGAUAUGUUACAGUUGAUUUCGAAUGGCAAUUUUAUAAGUGUCCAACACAGAGUGCUAGCAAAAACUGUUGGCCCAAGAAUUUCAGUGGCAUGCUUUUUCAGACAAAACCUUCCUGCUGAGAUGGCCUCAAGACUGUAUGGGCCAAUCAAGGAGUUGCUAUCAGAAGAAAGUCCCCCAAUUUACCGAGAAAUCACUGUAAAGGACUUGGUGACCCACUACUAUGCCAAAGGACUCGAUGGGAUCUCUGCUUUAGAACAUUUCAAGCUGUGA
Molecule: messenger RNA, 1107 nt
Organism: Dovyalis caffra
Lineage: Eukaryota; Viridiplantae; Streptophyta; Magnoliopsida; Malpighiales; Salicaceae
Source: the annotation of a GenBank genome assembly